Molecule: messenger RNA, 2597 nt
Organism: Rana temporaria (common frog)
Lineage: Eukaryota; Metazoa; Chordata; Amphibia; Anura; Ranidae
Product: vomeronasal type-2 receptor 26-like
Exons: 7
Coding region: 1-2538 (845 amino acids)
Biological process (GO): G protein-coupled receptor signaling pathway
Cellular component (GO): membrane
Molecular function (GO): G protein-coupled receptor activity
Source: RefSeq, a predicted model, not a curated record
AUGAUCUGUAGCCUUGUGUGCCCCCAGAUAAUGUUAUACCGGGUUGUAGUGACCUCCCUUCAUCUCCUUGCUGUUGUGUUGUGUAGAUUUGUACUGACAUCUCAUACACCGAUUGGAGAAUUGUGUGUGCUCCUCUUGUGUGUGACGCCUUGUACCACCGAGAACCCAGGAGCGGCACCAACCAACGUGCCGGAGGCGGCCGCCGUGCAUGAAGACUACGAGUAUUAUCAGGAUGGGGACGUCAUCAUCGGAGGGGUCUUCACCGUCAAUAGUCUUUUAAGAGGAGCGUACUACGAAUCUCUAGCUAUAUCCAAAAUGUUUACUGUAAUGUGGUGCUUAAAUCCUCAGCCACACUUUUAUAAGGAUCUGUUGACUUUCUUUUUUGCCAUUGAUGAAAUUAACAAGAACCCUACAAUGUUACCAAAUAUUACUCUUGGAUAUCACCUGUAUGACUCCUGUGCGGAAACCAGGAAGGCGAUAAAAAACACAUUGCAGAUUUUAUCCGGACCGGGAAAGAUGGUCCCAAAUUUCUCCUGCAGGGAACGUAAAAAAAUACUGGGCUUCAUUGGAGACCAGAGCUCUGCAACCACCACAUCUAUAGCACAGAUAUUGGGUUUAUAUCGCUACGUACAGAUCAGUUAUGGCGCAACCUGUCCAACACUGAAAGACAAGAGCGUUUUCCCAACCUUGUUCCGGAUGGUACGAAACGAUUUUGUCAUUUAUUCUAACUUGGCUCAAAUGCUGAAGCACUUUGGAUGGAACUGGAUAGGAAUUAUUAGCUCUACUGAUGACAGCGGGAGAGAAGAGUUCAUGGUUUUAAGGAGAGUCAUGAGAGGUUUUAUAGAUGACAAAACAAUCAUCCUUGACCCUACUUGGGCAACAAACAUUCCCCUCCUUGGUAAACACCCGGAAAUAUUUAAUUGUAGUUUGUCCUUUGGGGCCAAGUCCACAAAUAUUGAGGAAUUUCAGAACUUUGCUAAUGAAUUCCAACCUCAUAAGAAACCAAAAGACAAAUUACUUGAAGAUCUGUGGAUGAGUGAAUUUGGUUGUUCUUCUGUAGAUAAACGCAAAAAUCGUCACUUUGAAAAUCUAUUUAAAAGGUCACUUCAUGAGUGCAAUGGCACAGAACACAUUACUGAUAUCCAACACUUAUUCCAUGGCGGUAAUGCCCACCAAGUGUAUCACGCGGUUUACUCUAUGGCCACCGCCUUACAUGAUAUGCUUGGAUUCAUGAAGACGCAAACAUCUGGAAGUCAGUUAUUUAGCUUUAAACACCAGAAGUUGCACCGAUAUAUAGAAGCUUCUUACUACUUCUCAGAAAACACUUCACAUAAAUACUUUAACGAAGACAGAGAAUUUGUGACGCAAUAUGUUAUCCAAAACCAUUUAUUAGUCAACAAAACUAUUCUCACUAAUGACGUUGGAUUAUUUGAGCAAUCUAAUUCCAGUGAUCAGAACAUUUUUAUCAAUGCAAGUUUAAUAAAAUGGAAGAAUGAGCAAAAAGAAAUCCCGAGAUCGCAGUGUUCUGAAGACUGUUUACCUGGAAACAGAGAAGUGCCGAGCUCCAAUGUUCAUGAAUGUUGUCAUGAUUGUGUCCCGUGCUCAGAAGGAGAGAUGUCCAAUGAAACAGGAAGUGAGAACUGCAUGACGUGUCUGGACCACGAAUGGCCAAACAAGAACAAAACUGAAUGUAAUCCCAAGCAGAUCGAGUUUUUGUCUUAUACUGAGAGCCUGUCUUUAUUUUUCAUGGUUAUCUCUUUGUUCCUUUGCAUUAUAACUUUUCUGAUAAUGACUGUAUUUAUCUCAUAUGGAGAUACCCCCAUCGUCAGAGCCAAUAACAAGAGCCUCAGCUUUGUCCUCCUGGUCUCCAUCAUGUUGGGUUUCCUCUGUGUGUUCCUCUUCCUGGGUCGUCCCCUGGAUACAACCUGCCGGCUACGCCAAACAUCUUUCGGAUUUCUUUUUACCAUAGCGGUCUCCUCUGUGUUGGGCAAGACUGUAAUGGUCUGGCUUGCUUUCAAAGCCACCAAACCGGGCAGUGUGUGGAAAAAAUGGGUUGGAGUAAAGCUGCCCAAUUUUGUCGUCUUCAUCUGCUCAUCAAUCCAAGUUUUAAUCUGCAUCGCAUGGUUGUCGGCCUCUCCCCCCUUCCAGGAGUUGGACAAACGAUCAUAUCAAACCAAGAUCAUCGUUCAGUGUAAUGAAGGGUCAGUUGUCGGGUUCUACUCUGUCCUGGGGUAUAUGGGGAUCCUGGCUGCUGUCAGUUUUGUUACAGCGUUUUUAGCCAGGACAUUACCGGACAGUUUUAAUGAAGCCAAAUACAUCACCUUCAGCAUGCUGGUGUUCUGCAGUGUCUGGAUUGCCAUGAUCCCGGCCUAUCUGAGCACCAAAGGGAAAUAUAUGGUGGCUGUGGAGAUAUUCGCCAUCCUGACCUCAAAUGCUGGACUUUUAGGUUGUAUAUUUUUUCCAAAGUGCUACAUAAUGAUUUGUCACCCUGAUUUAAAUUCAAGGAAGCUUUUGCUUGACAACAGAAAAAUGCCAUAAAUCGAUCCCAUAGCUUGUAGACUCCAUAACUCUUGCACAAACCAAUAAAUUUACGCUUA